AUGCCUGUGACUCUGCUAGAAGGCGGACGAACUGGGCAUUCUGCCUUGAAAUUAGUAUUAAACAUGCAAAUCACUGAAGCACCAAUUUGCUACAUCGCCAAAAAUAGCGCAUUGGCCAAGAUCCUACAGGUAUGCAAAUUAAUUGUUUGGGAUAAAUGCGCAAUGGCCCAUAAGAGGUCACAACCAGCGAAAAAUAAAGAUGUCGAGAAUCUCAAUGCGACCAUUCAGUAUUUUCUUCUAGGACAGUUGGUUUCCUUCAAAUCAGUCGACACCGUCAGGAACCAGGAUGACGUAGUCAACUAUCCGACGGAGUUUUUAAAUUCACUGGAAUUGCCUGGAUUACCACCUCACUAUUUUCAGUUAAAAGUAGAAUCAGUUGUCAUCAUGCUGCGUAACAUUAAUCAACCUCGACUAUGCAAUGGAACAAGAUUGGCUGUGAAAAGGCUGAUAAAUAACGUCAUUGAGGCAACAAUCAUAAAAGGAAAAUAUAAAGGAGAGGAUGUCUUGAUCCCGCGAAUACCGAUGAUUCCAACGGAUUUACCAUUCGAUUUUAAACGCUUAAAAUUUCCAGUACGUCUGGCCUUUGCAGUAACAAUAAAUAAAUCACAAGGACAGUCUUUAGAAGUUUGCGGAAUCAACUUGGAGUUUCACUGUUUCGCGCAUGCACAAUUAUACAUCGCGUUUUCGCGCGCCGCAAAACCGUCUUCUUUGUUUAUUUACGCACCACAAAACAAAACAACAAAUGUAGUUUAUGAGAAACCUUUUAGUUGA
Molecule: messenger RNA, 771 nt
Organism: Eupeodes corollae
Lineage: Eukaryota; Metazoa; Arthropoda; Insecta; Diptera; Syrphidae
Product: ATP-dependent DNA helicase pif1-like
Exons: 1
Coding region: 1-771 (256 amino acids)
Biological process (GO): DNA repair; telomere maintenance
Molecular function (GO): DNA helicase activity
Source: RefSeq, a predicted model, not a curated record